AGGAGCUCACUCGGUUGCAGGGAUUCAAACAGCCAACCUUCUGAUCAGCAAGCCCAAGAGGCUCAGUGGUUUGGACCACAGUGCCACCGUCGUCCCUUUUCCAUAGGAAGCACCCCUAUACCAAGUCAGAUCAUUGACCCAUCUAGCUCAAUAUUGUCGACACUGGUUGGCAGUGUAUCUUUAGAAAUGUAUCUUGUCCGGACAGGCAAAGGUUUGGGUGUGUGGCUUUCAGCAGUGGGAGGAAAAGACCACAGAUGUUUGGGUCUUCCCAGUCCCUUGUGACCCUGCAAGACUAUCCAGUGAAGAGACUGCAAGCUGCCAAGCCAAGCCCAACUGUUCGGAGUGAAUCUCUGGCCUUGUGCACCACACGCCUCUGACGCAAGCUUUUGCAAAAACAAACAACCGCUUUGAUUGAUAAAGAGCCCGAUCAAUUGUUUUCCCUUCCUGAGCAAUUUGUGGUGGGUGCGCUUCUGUUCGUUUGGGCCGCUGGCAGCUAACGAGAGGCGGCUUAGUCUGUGUUUACAGUCAAGAAAGGCGAGCGCGCUGGCAGGCAAGGCCCAAAUGGAAAAACAAGGUUUUUAAUGAAAUAGUCAAGGAAAAGCGCAUGUGAAAACCCCGGGAUUGUUGCCCCGCGUCAGUGUCAAGAAAGCCCUGCAGGCACAGAGGAUUUUCCUUGGAGAUCCGUUGAAGACAAGCCCUGCCAUGAAGCCACUCGCAGAAGAAGCUGUGGAGCAAUACAUUCAGAAUAAGGUGGACCUGAGGCACCGAGCAGUGGCCAAAACUGUGGAUGAAGUGCAAAAAAUCAUACAACGGCUUACCAACGAAAUUAGCAACAAGGAUUCUCGUUUCCAGGCGAUUUCUAACUCUGGGAUUCAUAACGAAAACAUGAAGGUCUUAACACCCGGCCAGUUCCUCAUCACCGUCCCCUUGCUUGGCCUGUCUGGGUACAAAGAAGGCCAAGUACGGCAUUGGCGCUACUACACGACGCAUGGAGCCAAGCUCCUGUCCCCUGUCAGGGACCCGGAGGAGCUGCAGCAGUGGUUGGAAGUGGAGCAGUUCUCCAAGAGCCUCCAGCAGUGGCACGAGGCAGAUGUGAACAUCGAGGGCGACCUCGUGCCUGCCAAGGUCCUGGCCGUCUUCCGAGAACUUGUGGAGAAAGCGGUCGUAUCUCACAAUCUCACGGAGCGAGUCAGCAUUUUGGAAGGCUUCAGCUCGGUGGUCCAUGUUGCUGUGGAGACAUCCGACGUCCAGGUUGAGGUUGAGCUGGUUCCAGCCAUUGAGAUCCCAACUUGUUGGCCUCGGAAAAUCAAGUGGCCCCGAUGUUUCAAGCGCUGGCCUAGCCAGGAGAAAGUGCAAUGCGUCAAGUCUUUUGGCUUUGACCUCUUGGCCUCUUCCAACUACCACUGGUACCUGAGCUUUGCGAGAGCUGAGCACAUCCUGAUGCAGGGACUCGACGAGGACGGCGGCUGCCGCAUGAUGUGCUUCCGGGUUAUGAGGCAGAUGAAGGAAGAUGUCUGGUGUGCAGGAAACAAGCCAGUCCUCACCGCCUUCCACCUGCAGAUGGUGCUUUUCUGGACAUGCGAGAAGUACCCUCGCUCCAAGGACUGGUCCUGCUUCCGCAAAGGCUUCCUGCGGAUGGUGCGCAAGUUGCACAAAUGUGUGAGCCAGCACUUCCUGAAGCAUUACUUCAUCAAAGGCACCAACCUGCUGAAGUAUGCCAACACCAACGACCUGGAUAUGGUAGCGGGCAAGCUGGCUGUCUUCUUGGAGAACCCUACGCUUCCUCUGGACUGA
This is a messenger RNA of Podarcis muralis (Common wall lizard), 1794 nucleotides long. NCBI's taxonomy places the organism in Eukaryota, Metazoa, Chordata, Lepidosauria, Squamata, Lacertidae. The record is from RefSeq and is a predicted model, not a curated record.